Dendroctonus ponderosae (mountain pine beetle) is the source of this 910-nucleotide messenger RNA. RefSeq lists its product as uncharacterized. Bases 131 to 832 code for a protein of 233 amino acids. The record is from RefSeq and is a predicted model, not a curated record. NCBI's taxonomy places the organism in Eukaryota, Metazoa, Arthropoda, Insecta, Coleoptera, Curculionidae. The transcript has 3 exons.
GAUUAGCCAUCUAGUAACCGAUAAGAAUGUUUUCCCAUUUAGCACUCCAGAUCGAAUAUAAAUAGGCGCAACUGAAACAAACCCUCAAUAACUGCAGUAAAGUUGUCUAGUCGAUUUCAUCCAUAUAAACAUGUCUAAACUUCUAGUUUUUGUCAGCAUUUCAGUUGCAAUUUUCUGCCAAUUUUCAGAUGUGAACGCUUCUGGAAAAGACGACGCUAAAAAGGCUUUCCAUGAGUUAAUGGAAGUGAUUGACAAAGCUUUGACCGAUGCUCAAAAGACACUCGACAAGGCCGUAGAGCAAUUUCAAGCUGCCGCUGCUAAUUUAGAAGAUAAAGCUAAAGCUGAGCUGGAUACAACUUUGGAGCCUUUGCGAAAGAAGCUGGAUGAUUUAGUGAACAAGGCAAAAGAAAAUGGUUUUGAUAUAAGCAAAUGCCAGAAUUACAUAGACGAUUUCUCCAACACUCCAGACAAUCUUGUUAACAACUUGGUGGGUUGUAUCAAUACACAAGUUACUGAUGCGCAGAAAGCGGUGACUGAUGCGCUAAACCAGAUGAAGCAAAUUGAAGAAGAUCUUAACACUAUUGAUACGGAUAUCGAUAAUUGCAGUGGCAGCAAGUGGACGCAAGCAAAGUGCUACGCGAAAAUAAUAGCGAAAAUUGCAAAAGAUACCAAAGACGCGCCUGAGAAAAUUGUCGCUGAUGUUGGAAAGGUCACUUUGUUGAUUAGCAAUCUGAUUCCAGCUCUCGAGGACUGUUUUACGAGUAAGCUGAAAAAGGCUGGAACAGACGCUGCGGAGGACGUUGCUAAGUUCGGAAUAUGCGCAGCUGUUUAAAAUUUAAGUAGAUUUUAAUUAGGCAAUAUAAGUAUAUUGAGUUGUAUUUAGAAAUAAAAAAACUGUAUUGUGUUCAAA